Penicillium taxi is the source of this 564-nucleotide messenger RNA. Its product is annotated as actin-related protein 2/3 complex subunit 5 family protein. The record is from RefSeq and is a predicted model, not a curated record. Gene Ontology annotation, cellular component: actin cytoskeleton; Arp2/3 protein complex; cytoplasm. NCBI's taxonomy places the organism in Eukaryota, Fungi, Ascomycota, Eurotiomycetes, Eurotiales, Aspergillaceae. Gene Ontology annotation, biological process: regulation of actin filament polymerization; Arp2/3 complex-mediated actin nucleation. The coding region runs from base 1 to 564 and encodes 187 amino acids. Gene Ontology annotation, molecular function: actin filament binding. The transcript has 3 exons.
AUGUCGCAAAUCAAUUACCGCACCAUCAAUAUCGACCAGCUCGACCCGGAGUCGUCGGUCAAUUUCCCUAUGGAAACCCUCAUUCCUGCCACUGUGCCUCAACCUGCGAGCUCUAGCGAUGCUGCCAAUGUCGCCGGCCAGGUGCGCCAGUUGCUGCGCAGCGGCGACACAGAAGGCGCGCUGCGCCAUGUUUUGGACACAGCGCCGCUAGGCGGUGAUGACCGUGCUAAGGAGGUGCAUCUGGCAACUGUAACUGAAGUGCUACAGGGUAUCCGACAGGGAGAGAUGACUCGGGUACUGGAGGGUGUCUGUGGCUCGGAUGGUGGAUCAGAGCGGGCAGACUGCUUGAUGAAGUAUCUCUACAAGGGAAUGACAGGGACCACCCCUGGUAGCGCUGCCCAGAGCAAGAACACUACAGGAUUCUCGCAGGUCCAGGCCCGGAACCUCGGCGAAGGCGGCGGUGGUCAGCAGAUGAGCGUGCUGCUUAACUGGCACGAGAAGCUAGUGGAAUUAACAGGGACUGGAUCGAUUGUGCGGGUUAUGACCGACCGCCGGACGGUUUAA